AUGCCCUUAUCCCGGACUCGGUCCCUAUUCCGAAGUCUGAGCGCGAGUAAUGCAAACGUGCACGCGAACAACCCCAGUACUGGCGAGCCCAGCGAUCAUAAGCAGGGCCGCACCAGCAACAACAGCACCAAGUCCACCGUCCAGGAAGACGGCAAUUCACUCGUUUCCAACUUGGGCUUCACAUUGCCCACCCUCUCUACACUUGCGCACAUCACUACGCGUCGACGAACAAGAGCGAAAUCGACAAGCAAAAGCAAAAGCAAAAGCAGAGAUCGGGCUCCAAGUCAGCUAGACCUCAGCACCACCGAUGGCCAGAGCGAACAUGACCAACACCUCCCCCGACACGCGUGGACUCCGCAGGCCAAUGGCAAAGUCACAGGCGCCCAUGGUUCGAGCUCAGGAAAUGCACCAGCCACACCUACUACUCCUCGUACUAACCAAGAUCCUUCUCCUCCUCCCACUCCCGCCCCAACCGACCCGGACACGCCAACGCCAGCAACUGAACCCACCUCAUUUUCCACGAAGCCGUCUCAGCCAGAUACACCCACCUCCACGACGACGCCUGCGCCAGCGAAGACGGCGACCAUCAACCAUUCUGCUGCCGGUGCUGGCGUUUACAUAGACAGUCCCUCCCUUGAUCCUCCAUCCUCGUCACAUCCUCCCUCUCCCGUCGCCACGAAUCCUCCACUCGUCCUCGUCCAGCGACCCUCCACCCCAAACGUCCCGUCACUUCCAGCUCCGUCAUGUCCUCGAUAUGAGCCUCACGAAGCAAUGCAGAGAAAACUAUGGGUGAAGCGGCCCGGCGCUUCCCCGACCAGAGUAGAGGUCGCCGAGGAUGAUCUGGUCGAUAAUGUUCGCGAUGUCAUUCUGCAAAAAUAUGCCAAUUCACUCGGCCGCAGCAUCGAUGCCCCCGACAUCACGCUGAAAAUCAUCAGUCGCGAACAAGGAAACAAAAAUGUCCCGCUGGAACGUGCCUUGGGCCCCGAAGAACCGAUUGGCGCCACCCUUGAUUCCUACUAUCCCGGCGGACAGACGGUCGACGAAGCUCUCGUCAUCGAAGUGGCAUCUGCCCGGCGGACUCCGCGGCCAUCACCUCGGGGAGGCAACCACCAAAUUUCCUACUACUAUCAGGAUCAAUAUCGACCUCCCGACGAUGCUCGAGAAUACUUUCCUCCCAUGCCCUUGCACUCUCCUCACCUCUCUACUGUAGCGCACCCGGGCGCCGUUCAACAUUCCAUGUCCGUCUUGACUACUGGUCAGCUGCCACCUUUACCCAGUCCCGGAUCACAUGGCAGACGGCACGGCAGACCAAAGUAUGGCAGGCAGCAUACGAGCAGCCCGACCAUUCUACAUACAGUGCAGCCUAAUGGACAGGUCAUAGAGACCAAAUCACAGAUGAAUGGCACCAUUCCCACAGCACCUCCCCUUCCUACUCCUCCGGCACAAGGUGACCACAAACAAUCCAUAACUCCUCCCAAUCGAGGUUCUUCUCCGCAUCCCGGGCAGAAACAAAAACAAAAACAAAGGCGGAAUUUGGUCAGAAAUCGAUCCUCCAAUGGUGAUCCCUCAUCUUCCACCAAACCUGCUUCGGCAGCUCUUCUGGAUGGCACCGUCCCUCCAAUCAAUGUGCUCCUGGUCGAAGACAACGUCAUCAACUUGAAAUUGCUCGAAGCAUUCAUGAAGAGACUCAAGGUCAGAUGGCAAUCGGCCAUGAACGGCAAAGAGGCUGUGACAAUGUGGAGGAAAGGUGGUUUCCACUUGGUCUUGAUGGACAUCCAGCUUCCAGUCAUGAAUGGGUUGGAAGCCACCAAAGAAAUCCGACGACUUGAAGCUGUGAAUGGGAUUGGUGUUUUUGGCGGAAGUCCUAUCGACAACCAUUCUAAGAUCACUCCAACCAACGGUGCUCCGGCAGAGGCUGAUGUUUUGCCUGACCGAAGUCUUUUCAAAAGUCCAGUCAUCAUUGUUGCUUUGACAGCCAGCAGUUUACAAAGUGAUCGACAUGAAGCUUUGGCUGCGGGCUGUAAUGACUUUUUGACAAAGCCGGUCAAUUUUGUAUGGAUGGAACGUAAAGUCACCGAAUGGGGUUGUAUGCAAGCCUUGAUUGAUUUUGAUGGAUGGAGAAAGUGGAAGCAAUACGCCGAGGAAAAGGCAAAAGAAGACCCGGCGAAGAAGGCAGCCGAGGCCAAGGAAGAAAAGGCAAAGGCGAAAGCAGCAUUGACAGCCAUGUUUUCUCGACCGCCGCCCAGCGUCAAAAAGGACAGUUCCGACGGCACUGGAUCAUCGUCGUCGAAUACGGCAAACCGAAGCACGACCCCCUCUCUGAACGGCACGGCAAAGAAAGCCAGCAGUCCAGGUACGACAGGACCACCUCGAGGUCAUAGAAAUAGUCGAAGUACUUCCAAUGGUGGUCGAGGGAGUUUGGAGAGUAUGGCGGAAGAAAAUGGAGCUGGGUCGUGAUAUGUGUGUGUUCACAACGUGUUUUUUAUUUAGUUUAAAGUUAUAUCAACCUCUGAGAAGACGACUCUUUUAAAAUUUAUUUUUAAAUAUCAGAUAAUUUUGUCGUGUUUGGCAAUACGUGUCAAAAGAUUUUCCAAGCGUCGUUCUUCUAAAGGGGUUAUAAGGGUUGAUGGCAUUUCGUUGUGUUUCUCUCCGACC
Molecule: messenger RNA, 2655 nt
Organism: Exophiala oligosperma
Lineage: Eukaryota; Fungi; Ascomycota; Eurotiomycetes; Chaetothyriales; Herpotrichiellaceae
Exons: 3
Coding region: 1-2457 (818 amino acids)
Biological process (GO): osmosensory signaling via phosphorelay pathway
Cellular component (GO): Mcs4 RR-MAPKKK complex
Molecular function (GO): phosphorelay response regulator activity; protein kinase activator activity
Source: RefSeq, a predicted model, not a curated record